This is a messenger RNA of Chrysoperla carnea, 2745 nucleotides long. It is a transcript of the gene Fancd2, whose product is annotated as Fanconi anemia group D2 protein homolog. The transcript has 16 exons. Lineage: Eukaryota; Metazoa; Arthropoda; Insecta; Neuroptera; Chrysopidae. Gene Ontology annotation, molecular function: DNA polymerase binding. Bases 81 to 2717 code for a protein of 878 amino acids. Gene Ontology annotation, cellular component: nucleus; condensed chromosome. Gene Ontology annotation, biological process: double-strand break repair involved in meiotic recombination; interstrand cross-link repair; mitotic intra-S DNA damage checkpoint signaling. The record is from RefSeq and is a predicted model, not a curated record.
UAUUACAACAACACUCAUUACUUUUAUUGAAUUUACUAAAUGAUAUUGAUGAAUUGGAUUUUUUCGAUAUUAAAUGUAUUAUGGAUAUUUUAUGUCGAUUGGCAUUUUCUUCAGAAUAUGCUAAUGUUUCUACUUUAGAAGAUGAUCUACAUAUUCUGAUUCAGAAGCAACUAAAUAGCUCAAAACGAGACAUUCAAUACAAAGGUAUUAUUGGUGCGGUAAUGGCUGCAAAACAUUUAGCUGCUAUCAAUUCUAAUGAUGAAGACUUAUUACACUCAAGUGAAAAAAGUACAAUUAGUAUUUCUGAUAUACCUAAUGAACAAGUACAACAAGCUGCAAAGCUUAUGAGUAAUGUAAUUAGAUGUACAAGUGGAAAUGUUGAAGCCAUAGGAUUCGCAUAUGACCAUUUAGCAUCUAUGUUAGUUACUAGUUUACAACUUAAUAGCAAUUUUUUGGCUUGGUUAGCUGACACAAUCACCAAUGAUUUCCAGAAAUAUUUUAUUGUAGAAGAUAUACCUGAUUUUUUACAAUUAGAUGGCAUAAAUUUUGAAAUGAGUCAUUGCAUUAAUGAAGAACAUGAACAAGAUUCAAAAUUCGCUGUAAACAUUGGGGGUUUAUGUUUGAAUAAUAAUUCAAGAGUUUCAGUUCUAUAUUUGUCAUCGUUAUUCCGUUUAAUGCGUCUAGUACAUUAUAGACAAAAUAAUAAUUUAACUGCAAUUGAUGCCGUACUAGGCUGUUCAAUUAUAAUGCCUCAAGUUCAUCUCGAUGUAGGUGGCAUUCAAGAUUACGAUCCAAAAACUUUAAGAGUGAUUUUAAAUUGUUAUUUCAAUUGUAUAAAUUGGUUUCGAGAAGUUAUUAGUGCGUUUGUGAGUCAAAAAUUACCGGAUCUUCAAGUCAAGGUUAUUCUUCGUUUAAAAGGUUUAAUUAAACUCGAAGAAGAAUUUACAAAAUUAAUGUGUUACGCUCCUACAGACUACAAACCUCCACCUAGCUAUUUUCCAUCAAGAAUUGGAACUGAUGAUACAACAUUUGCAGUCUCAAAACGUGAAACAGCGAAAACUAAGAGCAAAGGAGGCAAAAAAAAUGAUGAAACUGCAUUGAACAAUACAAACAUGUCCUUACCACCUAAAAGUCAAACGAAUGCCCCUUCAACAUCAAAAAUUGAAGUGAUUGAUCAAGGUGUAAUUCGACGUAAUUAUUUUCGCGAUUUAGAUGUAGACAUUUUAAUUGUUUUACGAAAUGAGUUAUCUGUUCCAACUUUAACUGAAGAAAACACUUUAAAUGAUGAAGAUCCUCCUAUUUCAACAACUUUAAAAUUAACCGAAUUACGAUUUAUUUUAGAAGAUUUAGUAGUAAAGUUACAAGAAAUUCUAUCAGAUCCCGCAGUAAAAUUAAAGAAUAAUCCGAUGACAUUCACUACAUUACAAUUAGUAAAACCAUCAGAUUUUAUUACAGAUUGUAUCCGUUUGUUUCCAUACUUAACAAAACAUUGCCAUAAAAUUAUUGAAUGUAUGCAAGAAAUAUUGAAAUCUACCGAUGGUAUUCGUGAUGCACCUUUAUUAUAUGCAGAAGGUACAAUUAACGUUAAGGUUUGCUUCAGUUUAAUUAUAGAGGUAUAUGCUUUAACAUUGUCGUGGUCAGAUUUACAACAUCCAAGAUAUAAUGAAUUACUUCGAGAUGGUUUAAGAAACUUAUUAGACGAAGAACACCGAGGGCUAAAAUCAAUUGGCCCCAUUAUUACAGAAAUUAGCUCUCAAUUACUAAAAUACACAGAAUAUUGUCUAUAUAUUUCAGCAGGUAUUAAUUUGGUUAAAUUAAUGAGAACAAUUUUAAAUUUUACUUCAGAGAAAGUUGUUCGAAAAAGGCUAGUUCAAUUGAGUGAAAAUUUACUAUCAAUGAGCUGGACGGAUUUAAAAGGAAAUUCAGAUUGUGGAGCCCAAUAUAAUAUUAAGGUUGAUACAUUAGUUAAAACAUAUUUAUUAUAUAGUGAUAUCGAUUCCAUACAAUCAGUAAUAUCUUGGGUACAAGAAGAAUGUUUAUUAUUAAAAGGAAAAGCAGAUAAAUUACAUACGUUUCCAAGCAUUUCAAAAUUAAAUUUUCCGUUAUUGUAUCGAGGUCUUUGUGCAGCUUUAGUAUCAGUAUGUAGAGAUAGUGUUGAUAAUUCAAGUAAUCAUUUGACGCUAUGGAGAAAAAUUGUUUUAGCUUUACAAAGUUUAAUGUCAAUUGUUAAAAUUCAAGAUUCUAGAUCAAAUUUAGCUGCAUUUUUAAGACGUUCUUUGGAAAUAUUAAAAAUGUUUUUAUCAAAGGGUAUAACAAUUUUGGAAAUAAAAAUGAAAUCACAACCAGAAACUGUCGUCGAAAUUUUUCGCAUAAUGCAACAAUCAACUAGAUUUUUACACAGUUUAUGCUGCCAUUCCAAGGUCAAGAGUGAUGGAGGUUUAAUGGGUUUCGUACCAGCGGUGAGAUCUACACUAGAAGCAUUAAUUUAUCGUGUAAAAGCAGCUUUAAUUGCAAAUGAUUGUUCAGCAGCAUUUUGGAUGGGUAAUUUACGCAAUAAAGAUAUAUAUGGCGAAGAAAUAUUAUCCCAGACAACACAAGACAGUACUGCAAACACAGAUGAAGAUGGUGAUCAAUUACCUGAAGAUGAUGACGAAAGUGAUGCAGAAGUACAAUUGGAAGGGGAAGAAAAGAUCCACAGUUCGAGUGAAGUAUUUUAAUAAUUUAUGUAUUUAGUUUUAUAAUUGC